Messenger RNA from Cyprinodon tularosa, 1545 nucleotides. RefSeq names its product transmembrane protein 120B (gene tmem120b). The record is from RefSeq and is a predicted model, not a curated record. The transcript has 12 exons. Bases 114 to 1118 code for a protein of 334 amino acids. Lineage: Eukaryota; Metazoa; Chordata; Actinopteri; Cyprinodontiformes; Cyprinodontidae. Gene Ontology annotation, cellular component: membrane. Gene Ontology annotation, biological process: fat cell differentiation.
UAAAGAGAAGAGCCAGUCGGUUCCUAGGAGCAGACCACCGAGUCCACUCUGCCUGAAAACAAGCCAGUCGUAGUGGAUGUGUCUCUUUCCCGUCACAUUCCUGUUUAACCACCAUGUCCAAAGCCACUUUUCAGACAGAAUGGGAGGAAAUCGAAAAGGAAUAUCAACAAUUACAGGAAACCCAUAAAAUAUACAGACACAAACUAGAAGAGCUCACCAAUCUUCAGGUGACGUGCAGCAGCUCCAUCAGCAAACAAAGAAAAUGCCUGAAAGACCUGAGGCAUAGUUUGAAAAAGUGUGCGCCGACAUGUGAUGAAAAUCAGCUGAAACUAAUUACAGAAAUCAAAUCGCAGAUCAAAGAGAAAGAGAAUGUUUUCUUUGAUAUGGAAGCCUAUUUGCCAAAGAAAAAUGGUCUGUACCUGAGUUUGGUUCUGGGAAAUGUGAACGUGACGCUUCUCAGUAAUCAGGCAAAAUUUGCCUACAAAGAUGAGUAUGAGAAGUUUAAGCUUUACAUGACGAUAAUCCUGAUGUUUGGUGCCAUAACCUGCCUCUUUUUUCUUAACUAUCGAGUCACAGAUGAGAUCUUCAACUUUUUGCUGGUGUGGUACUACUGCACUUUGACAAUAAGGGAAAGCAUUCUCAUCAGCAAUGGCUCCAGGAUCAAAGGCUGGUGGGUGUUGCACCAUUAUGUCUCCACUUUUCUAUCAGGUGUUAUGCUUACCUGGCCUGAGGGACAAAUGUAUCAGAUGUUUCGAAGCCAGUUCCUUGCCUUCUCCAUUUAUCAGAGCUUUGUUCAGUUCCUCCAGUAUUACUACCAGAGCGGCUGCUUAUACAGGCUGCGCGCCUUGGGAGAGAGAAACCAGCUUGACCUCACAGUGGAGGGAUUUCAGUCGUGGAUGUGGAGAGGACUCACUUUCCUUUUGCCUUUUCUGUUCUUUGGCCACUUUUGGCAGCUGUACAACUCUUUGACCCUGUUUCGUUUGGCAAGACAUGACGACUGUAGGGAAUGGCAGGUAUUUAUGCUUGCACUGACCUUCCUAGUCCUCUUCCUGGGAAACUUUCUCACAACGUUAAAAGUCGUCCAUCAAAAAGUUCAAAAGAAGGAGAAAGACAUUUAAGUAAAGGGACUGAGAGGAAAAAUAAAUCCAGUAAUCAUGAGUCAAACACGCACAAUCACUAAACCGACCGACCCAUAACCAACGACUGAGAGUGGAAGAGCAGAAGCUGAUCUCUGACGGCAGCAUCAGCAGCUCAAAGCAUCCAGCUGGAAGGUUCUUACUUUCCAGUACCUUAAUGUUGCUGUAAAACGGUGCAGAUGACCACCUAACAGGACACCACUAUCUGUUCAUAGUAGAAAUGAUGCGUUUCUGUGGAUUUGUGCAUGAAUUUCAGAGCAUCUCUGCUCAAAUUAUUAUGCAAGGACACGUAAUAGAAGAGAACAUCUUUCAUCACCUGAACGUGAGACACCUGCAUACUUCUGUGAAGUAGUGAUGGUUAAAGUGCUGAAGGCUCAUAUAUUCUUUUUUUUAUGUUUAAACUUACCAU